Messenger RNA from Daphnia pulicaria, 3004 nucleotides. RefSeq lists its product as uncharacterized. Bases 142 to 2643 code for a protein of 833 amino acids. Gene Ontology annotation, molecular function: ATPase inhibitor activity; protein-folding chaperone binding. The transcript has 10 exons. The record is from RefSeq and is a predicted model, not a curated record. NCBI's taxonomy places the organism in Eukaryota, Metazoa, Arthropoda, Branchiopoda, Diplostraca, Daphniidae. Gene Ontology annotation, cellular component: cytoplasm.
ACUCUCACUAGUCGGCCGCCUUUCUCAGCUUUCCCCUUUUCAUUUUUCUUUCAGUUUGUUUGCCCUUUUCCGUUGUAUAUAUUUGCAAAUCAUGUUGGAAAUGAGUUGAGUGAGUUUUUCGACGAUUCUGCGCACACUUUAAUGCAAAUAUCUUCCAAUGUCAUGGCCUUAAUCAACAAGCUUAUCCCUAGAAAAUUUCGUAGUACGUCCUUGAACAGCAAAUCCGAUACGUGUUUAUUGACGAAUAAGAAGCAGGCCAGCAGGCAGCGCGGAGCUCUUUUAGAAGCUGUAAAGAACCAGAAAAAUUCUCAGAAAGUCAUCACAAAUGGAGACAACAUUGGCUCUAAUCAUUUGGGAACUUCCGCUCAAAUUCGACUGUUGCUCUUCCGUGAGUGCGAAGUCCGCGGUCGGCGCUUGAUCUUUGAUUCAGGGGGCGGAGGCGGACCGUGGCUCCAGUUUAAAGAUGAAUUCCAAGACCUCCAACUAAUGAAAGACAUGGUCUUUGGCUCCGCCACCUUAAAAUACUCAGGGGAUAAUUUUCGAGUCCAUGAUUUUACCUCGGCACCAUGGAAAGGUUAUGAAAUGAUGCUCAGCAAAGUUUUCCUCAUUCCACCGCUAUCCCAGCAACCGUCGAGAACUGCUAAUAGAAACAGAAACUCUGCCAGCAAUGUGAAUGAAGCAGACAAAUUGGCCAAUGCCCCGAAGGAUAGCGGCUACAUGGAGACUUGGGUGGAAGGCGGAGCGGAAGGCAAUAGCAGCAGUGCGUGUUGGAGUAGCGGCAUCAGCUUGGCAACCAGCGGCGCUUCUUCGAGAACAAGUUUUGGUUCUGGUUCGCUGAUUAUACCACGCAUCGCAUCCGCUCGCAAAGCAGCAUCCGAUUCUCUGCUUAAUAGUGCCAAUCCCAAUCCUUCGCAUGGCAACCAACCGCAAAAUCGUAACCACAAGACUCGAUUGGCCAUGGCGCUAUUUUUCUCACCCACCGAUCAACACGCAGCAACUUCCGCACGCGAGGUCGUCUUCGGUCAAAACGCGCCUCUAGUCGAACAUUUCAUCCAGCGGCUCCAGUUGGGCGUUUUGAGGGCCUACUCCAGCCGUACAAAUUUCCACAGUUUUAUUCAAGAAGCUAUCUGUCAAUUUGAAAAGGACAUGAACCGGUUAGUCAACGCUCCAAGGUGCACGGAAACUCCGGCUUGCUCAAUGGUCAUGGGCUCUUCAUUCGCCACCUCCAAUCGUCGGCAAAUGGCCCGGCGCUUUAUGACCAACUGGGAAUCGAUCGUCACCGACACGGACACAAAAUUGACUCGCUUUUUCUGGAGCUCGUUACUCUCGGCUUUGCUCACGUACCACGUAAAUUGGCUGUAUUCGUACGUCACGGAACCGGCAGAAUUUUUCGACUGCGGCACGAGAGUCUUGGUUUUGAGCAAAGAUGGCGGACUUGCCCGAAGACUUUUGCACGUACUUAGUUAUUUCGUCAGAGUGUCUGCCCCUGCGGCCCAUCCGCUGGCUGAAAUGACGUUUUCCGACCAUCCGCCAAGGCUGCUGGUGGGCAGUAAUGGAGACCCGAUGGAUGAAACUUUGGCCGAUUACUCGACACAAAUUUGCCAUUCGAAGAGCAUGUUCCAGCUGGGAUAUGCGGAUGGCGCUUCGAGCUUAUCUCCGGUCGUGCUGCCAAUGCGGAGGAACGGGUCCAGUUUACUGGAAAGACGAACGCCUCCCGGCCUGUUGUCUUCACACCGUCGAAGUAGCCAACAAUUACUGGAGAACACUCGAUAUCUCAGGAAUUAUUACGACGUACGCUUCCAGCUAUCGCCCGACACCAUUGCCAAACGUGAUCCCACGAAAGCCUUUGCCAAUCUCAUCUCGUCUAUAGCUAAAAACGGGUUCCACGAUUUUUACACGGAAGAAUUAGCCACGACAGACAAUAACAAGCCCAGAUCCGCCUCGUGCGCUUUCUUCGUUGGCAGUAUUCCGGAUAAAUCCAACUCGCGAGAGGAAUCUCCGAUGGGCAACGAGCCAGGAGGACACGGCACAGCCGCUGCCUCCUGCACAACACGACCUGUUCAAGUACAAAUUCCAAGUGUGUGUGCCAAGAUGCCCAUCAACGACCAGUCAUUAUCCGAUUGGAUGUACGGCACCGAUUUGGAGGACGAAUACCAAGCCGGACGGACCCUGCAGUCUUGCGAUCCCAGCCAAAGUGACUGGCUGAGCAACUUGAAACUCGAUCUGCGAGCUGCCUCUGCCCGCUGGAAAACCGUCCACUGCAUCGUUGCCAACACAGACACUUGGGAAGUUCAAGUGUUGACUUGCGUUGAAGAGGAGACCAUUCCGCCACGGACAAAGCAAUAUUGGGUCCCUGUCACCAUGUCCGGACAAGUGGCUGCUCUGGUCGAAUCGACUCAACUGCUUUGGUUGAUGAUGCGUGAUGCAGAACAGUGCCUUGAUCAUGUCGAAAGCCGUUUGCGCUUCCUGUGCCAAAAAAGUGAAGACUUGGGCGCCUUGCUUUCGACUUCGAUCCGAUCAUGGAACAUUGACCGCGUGACUCGCUUACUGGACAUCGAAAAUCAAGACCUUCCGUUGUUGAUGGCCGGCUGCUCUGUACACAGCCCGGCGGUCAACUCCAUGGGUGGCGUGACGAUAUUGUGAUUGAGGACUGUUUGUUGUGUUUGUUUGUUGGUUGGUUGGUUUUCUUAUAUUUUUUUUUUCGUCCCCCCUUUUUCUAUAUAUAUCUGAAGAUUGUGUAUAUCUGUGGUUAUAACGUUACUCACUAUAACCUUCCAAUUCUUUUUUUUUUUUUUCAAGAUUUAUCAAUUUGCGCUGAUUUAUUCUAUUUCCUUCCGAGUCAGUAAUGUGAGCUUGUUUUUUCGAUAUUGCUUUUUUCAUCCCUUCAUAUCUCUUGCCUUACAAAAAUUGAUAUGUGAAGGAGACAAGUCGCUGAUCUUGAAAGUGUUCACGUCCGUCGUUUAAACAAAAACAAAAAUAUAAAUCAAAGUUUAUUUUUCCCAAA